Lachancea mirantina is the source of this 381-nucleotide messenger RNA. NCBI's taxonomy places the organism in Eukaryota, Fungi, Ascomycota, Saccharomycetes, Saccharomycetales, Saccharomycetaceae. The record is from the annotation of a GenBank genome assembly.
AUGACUAGUGUUUACACCGUAAACAAGGAUGACGUUCUCUUGGGUCUACUUUCUUUCUUCUUUCCUACCAUUCCCGUAAUUAUCCGGAAGGGAUUUUGGUCUAAAGACACCCUUAUCAAUCUCCUACUCACAAUCGCUUUUGGGUUCCCAGGUCUGUUCCAUGCGCUGUAUGUCAUUUACAUGACCAGCAAAGAACGUCCUUUGUACGAACCUAUAGGCGGAGAACCUGAUUUGGAGGCUCGUGGCGAUUCUCAGAACGCAGGUUUGUCCUCUGAGCCAGUUGGCGAGGAGGCCGCUGGUGAGCAGCCUCCUUUGUACGACGAAGUAGCUGAAAGCCAAAAUCCAGCGCAUGCCAGCACGGAUAACAAGAUUCAACACUAG